Messenger RNA from Phalacrocorax carbo (great cormorant), 2667 nucleotides. NCBI's taxonomy places the organism in Eukaryota, Metazoa, Chordata, Aves, Suliformes, Phalacrocoracidae. The record is from RefSeq and is a predicted model, not a curated record.
UGGGGUGCCGAUCCCCACUGCACCUGCACGCAGGUGACACCUGGGGUUCAGCAUGGAGGUGCUUACUCUCCAAAGGCAGCCUGUGCUGCUGCCUGUGCUCUUGUGUGGAACUGACCUUUACUAGCUUUCAGGAUAAUGGUUUUAUAUAGUGCUCAGGCUCAGUAACGCCUUUCACUUUAACAGGUAUGUUCAGCCAAGGGAAACAGGCUUUUAGGGGCAGAAGAGUCUUUAUGUGCUGAGGACUUGACUCCUGAUGUUCCAGCAUAUCUGACUUUCACCUAGAGAACCCCUGUCCAUAAAAGUAAUCAUACACCAUAAGUACCUCAAAUGCCUGCCCGGACUGCAAUGGAUGAUGUUCCUUUAAAUAACAUUUUUUGUUGUUGGUUUUUUUUUUUUUUUCCCUCUGUUGGGCACCACAACACUGAAGUCACGUUGAAAAUGUUGCUCUAAGCCUCUUCUGAAAAUGAGAGAUGAGAGCUAGGUGCUCAAGCUAUUACUUAGUCAUUUCUACACUUCAUCACAUAAGCUUCACUCAACAGUAAAAUGUACUUCGUCACAGUUAUGCAGAAGACACUGCAAAUUCUCUCUUCCAUGGAGGUGAUCAGAGUCAUCCCCUCUGGCCACCUGCACAUUCUCAGUGUGAAAUGGAAAUCAGGUGUAGGGCAUGGCAUUAGUUACCAAACUGGAGAGGAAGGGUAAGAUGGAUCUUUUUACAGUACUUGAAAAAGAGAAGACAUUAGAAGUGAGGAAGGAGUUAAUCGUUGCAAAAUACGCGGUCAUUUCCUGAGCCCUGUGGUUGGAUGAGUACAAACUUUCAACUAUUUCUAAUUCUCCUCUGCCAUUUAAGAGGCUUUCAAGGUGCACUGUACACCCCAGACCAGGGUGGGUAUUGGUUCAACUCAGAUGCAUCUGCCUGAAGACAGUUUUGCUCUCUCUGAUGACUCUCUUACUCAUAGAGGAAAUCUGAUCUGCUACAGCACGGAAACAUCAGCGGUGACCACGGCGAGACAAAUUCCUUAGGGAGCUGCCUGUUUUUAAACCAAGUGUUCAUGAUAUGAUCCAGCUGGCUUAUAGGGAUCUACAACCCCCUUGUGAAUAAUGAUUGAAAACAGAUCCCACCUGGAUGUUGAAACGCUGGCAAUGCUCCAGAAUAAAGCUAUCUCCAUCACCCUCCCAGUUGUGUAUUCAUUGGUGGCGAUGAUCAGUAUCCCUGGCAACUUGUUCUCCCUUUGGGUACUCUGCUGGCACAUCAAACCCAAAACACCUUCUGUUAUCUUCAUGAUCAACCUAAGCGUCACAGAUCUCAUGCUGGCCAGCUGCUUUCCCUUCCAGAUUUAUUAUCACGUCCAUAGCAAUCACUGGAAUUUUAGCAAGACUCUCUGCAGCCUCGUGACUGUGAUGUUCUACUCCAAUAUGUAUUCUUCCAUACUGACAAUGACCUGUAUCAGCAUCGAGCGGUACAUGGGUGUGGUACAUCCCAUGAAGUUGAUCAAAUGGAGAAGAAAAAGAUAUGCCCUGGCUGCCUGCCUAGGUAUGUGGAUUUUCAUAUUAAUAGCCUUAUACCCACUUGAAAGCACAGAUCUGACCUAUGAAGUGAAAGAAUUGGGGAUUAUAACCUGUUUUGACGUCCUCAAAUGGAAUAUGCUGCCCAGCUUCGCAGCCUGGGUAGCCUUUCUCCUCACGCUAUUUGUCGUGCUCUUCCUGAUCCCUUUUGUUAUAACAGUUGGAUGCUAUAUUGGCAUCAUUCGGAAGCUUAUUCAGACGUCGAACAGAUACGGUAACAAGCAGAAGACUAGAUCCAUAUACCUGGCGAUAAUAGUCCUUUUGGUAUUCAUCACUUGCUUCGCCCCCAAUAACUUUAUCCUACUGGUGCAUGUGAUCAUCCGCCUAUUUUAUGACAGGAGUUUGUACCCUGCCUACAAGCUCACCUUGUGCCUCAGUUGCCUCAACAACUGCAUAGAUCCCUUCAUUUAUUAUUUUGCAUGCAAAGAAUUUUACCAGAAAUCCAUGCAAGUGUUUCGCCUUAAGGUACCGAUCAACGAUAGUUUGGAAAACAGAAGGGAAAGCUUAUUCUCUGGCAGGACCAUGUCAGCCAGGUCGAUGUCAAGCGGACCUAUGGAUGGGUUAGAGGGAGUAAAGGUCUCUUUGCAAAGACAGGAAAGUGUUUUUUAGCCUUAGACACCCCCAGAAAAAAAGGCACCUGUGAGAUCCUUGAGUAGACACAGAAGACGUUUCUUUUUGAAUGGCUACCCUCAAAAUACCUUGCUCCAGUGACAGAGCUCAGGCCAUACUUAUACUGCACAUCCUACUUCAGUGUUUUCUGGUAAGAAAGCAUUAAAGGAACUGAGUUUAUUCAAGAAGGCACUGAAGCAAACCCGAUAUUGAUAAUUAGGGGUUGAAAUGGAACUAGUCCUGCUGCAUGAAACUAAGGGAUAAGUUUAGAACAAAAAUUACUUUCAGGUUUUAUGAACUCAGUGUUUAACCAAACCCUUGUGAUUCUUAGUGAAUGUGAAAUAUUAUUGCAUAUCAAUCAGAGCAUAAACUGAAGUUAGAUUUGGGGUAGGGGAGUUAUUCCUCUAAGCAAUGUGCCGAGUUUUUAGUUUGGUUUUGUUUUGAAUGUAUUGCUUUUUUUCUUGUUGUAUUUCUAUUAAAGAAUGAGUAAAAAUA